Molecule: messenger RNA, 1494 nt
Organism: Mercurialis annua (annual mercury)
Lineage: Eukaryota; Viridiplantae; Streptophyta; Magnoliopsida; Malpighiales; Euphorbiaceae
Product: pathogenesis-related genes transcriptional activator PTI5-like
Exons: 2
Coding region: 115-930 (271 amino acids)
Biological process (GO): ethylene-activated signaling pathway; regulation of DNA-templated transcription
Molecular function (GO): DNA-binding transcription factor activity; DNA binding
Source: RefSeq, a predicted model, not a curated record
UUAAUUUCAUGGAAAUUAGAACCUCAACUUCAUUUCUCAGGGAACAAGAAACUCACUAUAUAUACCAACUUCACUACUACCAAAACUCAGUUUAGUUUUUCUUUUCUUCUUCUCAUGGAUAUGAUGGGAGAAACUAUCAGUUCUUUACCUAAUGAUUCUACUCUUUUGGAUUUAAUCCAAGAUUAUCUUCUUGAAGAUGAUUUUGAAACCCUAACAAAUACCUCACCACAUAGUUUUCUUGAAGAUGAUUUUGAAACCCUAGCAAAUACCUCACCUCAUAAUUUUCUUGAAGAUGAUUUUGAAACCCUAGCAAAUACCUCACCACAUAGUUUACUUGAAAAUGAUUUUGAAACCGUAAUAAAUAGUACCUCAUUGCCUACAUUACUUGAAGAUGAUCUUGAAACCCCAAAAAAUACUUCACUGGAUACUUUACUUGAUGAUUCAGCUUCUUGUAAACUUGAUGAUUUGCAGGAAACUACAAAAUCGCCACCAAAUGGUCGUUGUCUUCGAGAAGUAGUCACCGCUAAGAAGAAAUUUAAAGGUGUAAGGAGGAGGCCGUGGGGCACAUACGCAGCGGAGAUUAGAGAUCCGAAGAGACAUGGAGCUAGAAUUUGGCUGGGUACUUACGAGACACCAGAAGAUGCGGCAUUGGCUUACGAUAGAGCCGCUUUUAAAAUGCGAGGUGCCAAAGCCAGGCUCAAUUUUCCUCAUUUAAUUGGCUCAACUGAUUAUGAGCCUAUUAGAGUGACUAAUAGCAAACGCUCCUCGCCGGAGCAAUCUUCUUCAUCAUCGAUUUUGGAGCAGCAGGAUGGCGAUUCUCAAAAGUCCGAGAAGAAAAUGAAAAUAAUUAAUUCAAUAGCUAAUGCUGUAGCACAGAAUGUUUACCAGUUUAGCUGUGUCAUCAAUUGCCAAUUUAGCCAAGUUGACUAGAACCAAUGUGUACAUGGGAAUCCUUGAUUAAAUUAAAGAUAUCAAUGUAGUUCUAUUGUAACAGAAGAGACUGGCUGUGGUGAUUCUUUGAUUAAGCCUCUUUCCAUUAUCCUUCUCUUCUACAAAGAUUUCAGAGAGCCGGCUUGAAUAUCUAUAAAAUUGUAAUUUGCUAUAAUGCUCUUUAUAAUUUUCUUUCUCGUUGGAUAAUAAGUAAAAGGAAGAAGAAAAAUUAGCUCCUCGUGUGUCUUAUAUAAAAAAAUUGGGUUUAGCAGAUUUUACCGGUUCAACACCGGUUUUUUACCGGUUCAAUCCGCUUUAAUCCGGUCCAAUACGGUUUAACCAAAAGAUCCGAGCUUUUACUGUUUCAAACCGGACCACCAGCCGGAUUCCAGUUCGAACGGUCAGUCCGGUCCUGUUUUUAAAACACUGCUGUUGAUAUUAAUGAGUUUGUUAAAUAGACUAAUAUGUUAAAAAAUUCUAUGUAUUUAAGUGUAUCAUAUAUCAAAGUAAUAGUAAGGAAUCAUGUACGAAAAAUUAUUUAUAAUAUUUUAUAUAUUUUUAAUA